Blepharisma stoltei is the source of this 431-nucleotide messenger RNA. The record is from the annotation of a GenBank genome assembly. NCBI's taxonomy places the organism in Eukaryota, Ciliophora, Heterotrichea, Heterotrichida, Blepharismidae.
AUGAUUUAUGAAAAAAUUAGAGAGCGAGGGUUCAUUUAUUUGGGGGUUUGGAAUGAUGGUGACUCCUCAGCAUUUUUCUUACUCCUGUGGGGAGCUGUAUUAAUGCAUUUUCAAUUUUAAAAUUUAGCUUGUAAUAUUUAUAAUAAAUAAUAGAAAAAUAAGAAUUCCCUGUAAGAGUAAAAUAGCACCCAAAGAGAAGAAAUCCCGAUUUUCAUAGUAGAUUUUCCAUUUUAUAAAAAAAAAUUUAGCUAUGCUGAAAUAGAAAAUUAUUUGCCUUAAACGGAGUGUUAGGGAUAGAAAUGAAUAGCAGCGGCUUAUACUGCUUAAUAGUUAAUAACAAUAUCUUUAAUCUCAAUGGAAUUUCAAAGAUGGCAAAAGCUGUUGCUCAGAUUUUUUGAAGUUGGAAUUUUGUGAAACUCUGGAAAUUAUAA